This is a messenger RNA of Capsicum annuum, 943 nucleotides long. RefSeq lists its product as uncharacterized. The record is from RefSeq and is a predicted model, not a curated record. Lineage: Eukaryota; Viridiplantae; Streptophyta; Magnoliopsida; Solanales; Solanaceae. Gene Ontology annotation, molecular function: ubiquitin protein ligase activity. Gene Ontology annotation, biological process: ubiquitin-dependent protein catabolic process.
CUAUCAAGUUGAUCUAGUGAAAAGCAUUGGGAACGCUUUGAUGCUAUUAAAUUUGUUUAAGUUUGAGACAAUUCAUCAUUUAUCCAACAAUAUCUCAGCUUAUUUGAAAAGCUGCUUUGGUAAAACCACUUUCUACAGCGCAAACCAUCCGGAUGACAUCAAGAUUGUGGUAGUGGACGUGGACGUGUCACAACCUCUUAAUAAGGAUGGGAACAAUGUGUACGAUAUAUUGUGGAAUGGUGAUGAAAGCAGCAGCGAUGAUGAAAAAGUGUAUGAAUUUUACGCGUAUGGAGUUCAGAAAUGUGAUAAUAAGAGAAGGAGGAGUCCAUAUGCAGAUGGAUACGACUAUUAUCAUGAAAGAGAUCUAGCUCGACUUGACUUGGAGUUUGUUGUUGAAAAUUCUGAUAUUCAAGACAUGGCUAAUUCUAUAUGUAAUUACAUGAUAGAGGAAGCCAGGUUUGUUUAUGGAGUAGAUCCAUUCGACGGGGUAAAACAAGAAUUUAGAGAGCUGGUAGGUGGAUUGAAAAUUAUGACAGUGGGCAAUGUAUUAUUGAAGAAGAAUAUUAUUUUGCAUAAUUUUGAGUUGGAAGAAGACGACAUAUGUCCUAUUUGCUUUGAGAAAUUUUCUGAGGAAUCAGUUGUGGCAGUGACCACACCAUGCUCUCAUAUAUUCCAUAGGAGUUGCGUUUUCUCCUGGCUAUCGGAGAACAGCAGUUGCCCGCAUGAACAAUAGACUACUUCUUGUUGUUUUCAUAGGCGGUACUGUACUAUCUUUUUCUUAUAAUUUCUGUUUGGUACUUUUAUCUUCUAUUUCAUCUUAGUCCUAGGUUUCCAGCUAAGAGUUUUUUCUAAUUUUUUUAGGCCUCUAUAUUCAGGUAAUACCAGCAAGCACUGUAAAAACUAUGUUGAAUGAAAACCUGUUUUUUUAUCUCCGUGUUUUCUU